GUGGUAAAGAAAAGCUAAAGCAACAAAGAGAAAAUAGAUAGGUAUUUCCAUGAAGAGAUCACGAGAAGAAUUUCAAGGUGGCCGCAAUAACAGAUUUGUUGAUGAGGUUCCACGUCUAAACUUGCCUCUAACAACGACUCCGGAGCUUAUCAACAAGAUUGAAACUUACCUCAAUAAAAACUACACAUGUCCUCAUCAAGAGAAACUAAAAGCUAUGAAUUUCCCAAUCUCCAUGAUCAAAAUUGGAACAUGGACCCCCGUUGCAAUAAACCCUGAAGAUAUUGUGGCGAAAUUCUAUUUUGCAAAGAAGAAACUUAUAUGGGAGUUUCUCUUUGAAGAAGCAGAAACUAAUAUGCCAAGGCUGAAGAGAAAGAUCGAGAUUCAAUGGAAUGAUGUCUCAUCUUUUGAAGAGAGUAUUCAUACAUGUGAUGAAACUGGAAUCCUCAAUAUCGAGUUGAGAAAACGUCCAACAUUCUUCAUAGAGACUAAUCCACAGGCAGGAAAACACACUCAAUGGAAACAGUUGGAUCACGAUUUCACCGACAAUCAGGCUUCUACUUGCAGGAGACAUACAAUUCAUUUUCCUCCCGGAGUUUUGCAAAAGAACUUGGAGAAGCUUCUGACUAAUAGCUUCUGGUCCAAACUCUAUAACGUCCCUUUCCCGGUAGAAGAAUCUCUUUUCUUCGAUAUCGGCUUUGAAAACAACAACUCAUCUCACAACAGCCACAACCAGACAGUUGGCUUUAAUGUCAACUAUGGCCUUCAGCAUCAUCAUUAUUCUCAAGGAAUUGGUGGCGUGGGAGUGGGAGAAGGUAACUUUAACAUAGCACCGCAGUUCAGGGCUAACGGUGGAUGGCAAAGAAACUCAUAUAGUCAAGCCAAUAGUCUGAAUUAUAACACUGCUAAUGAGUUGUUUGGGAUGCAAGGUAUCCCACCAUCGUCUCAGGUGGUUAACGAGCAUUAUAACAUGCAAAUGAAUUUCACCGGUUCACAAUAUCGUAAUCAGAUGAACCAAAACGAGAUCCGAAAGAUGGAAAUCAUAAGGGAGAUAGGUCAGAGUCAAGCAUAUGAUGUAGGAGCUGAUACACAAACUAACAAUGUCCCAAUGUAUCCUCCGGUUGGAACGUUUGCAGCAACAUUGAUUGAAGAAGAGGAGAGACAGUACAAGGAGCAGACAAAUGUUGAUGGAAACUAUCACAUCAAAGAGUACCAGAAAAUUCCAUACAUACGCGGCAGCAACUAGGAAGUGCUUCCUGGUAUGGACAUAGAAGAAGAUUGGUCAACAUAAUUAUUAGGUGUUUUGUUGAUAUAUGGAUCAAUGAUGUAUGGUUUCAUGACAAGUCACGUUAUCGUUUCUUUAU
Arabidopsis arenosa is the source of this 1361-nucleotide messenger RNA. The record is from the annotation of a GenBank genome assembly. NCBI's taxonomy places the organism in Eukaryota, Viridiplantae, Streptophyta, Magnoliopsida, Brassicales, Brassicaceae.